Limulus polyphemus (Atlantic horseshoe crab) is the source of this 2234-nucleotide messenger RNA. RefSeq names its product Y-box factor homolog. NCBI's taxonomy places the organism in Eukaryota, Metazoa, Arthropoda, Merostomata, Xiphosura, Limulidae. Gene Ontology annotation, molecular function: nucleic acid binding. Bases 102 to 1154 code for a protein of 350 amino acids. The transcript is spliced from 9 exons. The record is from RefSeq and is a predicted model, not a curated record. Gene Ontology annotation, cellular component: nucleus. Gene Ontology annotation, biological process: regulation of gene expression.
UAGAACAAAGUGAAUAGCGGAGAAGAGAAAUAACAUCAGAGAGAGAGGACGGAAUUUUGGAGAGUUUAAACUCUGGAAGAGAUACUUUCACCAUCAAAACUAUGACAGAACCCGAAAGACAAACAGAUGAAAAACCAGAAACUGGAAAAAACAAGAAAGUUCUUGCUACUCGGGUUUCUGGAACUGUGAAAUGGUUUAAUGUGAAGAAUGGAUAUGGUUUUAUCAACAGAUUGGAUACCAGUGAAGACAUCUUUGUUCACCAGACAGCAAUUGCAAAGAACAAUCCCAGAAAGUUGGUACGAAGUGUGGGUGAUGGAGAAACAGUGGAGUUUGAUGUUGUUGUUGGGGAAAAGGGAAAUGAAGCUGCUAAUGUAACUGGACCUGAUGGUGCACCUGUAGAAGGAAGCAAGUAUGCUCCUGAUAAAAGACGGUUUUAUGGUCGAUUUCCCAAUCGUCGUGGUUUUGGGAGGAGACCACCACCAAUGCAUCGUUCUAGUGAGAAUGAAGAACAGGAUGAUGAGGGAGGUGAGGAGAACAUUAAACCUCAACGUAGAAGGCAGAGACCAAGAUUUUAUGCACGGUACUUUCGACGACCUCGUGGCCCCCCACGUGGGAAUCGACAAGAUCAGUACAGUGAGGGAAGACAACAGCAACAAACUGAUGAAGAAAAUAGUGGGGACGGAAGUCCCCAUCAAGGAUAUCAAUGGGAAAAGGGCCAGUUUUCAAGAAGACGUCCUCGUCGUUUUUAUCCCCGCAAUUCGUACUAUGGAAGACCUAGGCGUGCUCGUAGUAAUACAGAAGGAAGCCAGACUGGUGGUGAUAUAAAGGAUAAAGAAACUGAGGAGAACCAAAAUUUUAGAAGCAGGGAAAACCGUCGGCCACCUUCUAGGCCUCGAUUCAGAGGUGGUUCUGGUGCUCCUCGUGGUCGACCCCGUAGAGGCCUACCCCGUCCAAGAAGAGAUCAAGAUGAUAGUGCUGACAAUACUGCUGGAGGGGAGGAAGUGUCUAGUACUGAAUCUGUUACAGAGCCUGACUCUACCAGUAACAUUAAAGUGGGAGGAGAUGCUGAUCAGGAAAUUGCUGAUGUUAAGGGCUUAGUUUCCCAGGGAAAUGAUGUAGACUCCUCAGCAGUAGAAGGGACUGUGUCUGCUUAAUUAGUACUGCAGGACACCAGAACCUCACAACUUUUCUCUUUAUAUUCAGAGUAGUUCAAGGUGCUUGUUACAUCCAGAUUGAUGAUAUAAAAAAAAAUUCUUGGAGAGGUUUUUUUUUUCAGAAUAAGAAGCAAGUGCAGAUUAUUACCAACCAAAGGCUGAACAGAAAUACACUAUAAGCUGUCAUGAUUAACAAAAUGAAAUUGUAAGACCACUGAUAAUAUGUUUCUUGUCAAAAUGUCUAGAGAAUUAAAAUUGCUACCAGCACCAGUUUUUUAAUUUAAAUGCAUGACUAUGUAUUUUGACAAGCAUUAUAACAGCUAAAACACUUUAACAACAAAUGAAUCAAAUGAAAACACUACUAAGAACUAUAACUGAUGACAUGUUUACUAAGAACUGUAACAAUUGAAAAUAUUCUAACAAGAAUGAUGUCAUGUUUAGCAAGAAUGGUAAGAAAUGAAACUAAUGAGAACUAUACUUGAUGACAAUGUGUUUAACAAGAACGGUAACAAAUGAAACACUAGCGAGAAGUAUAAUUAGUGACAAAUAUUGUAAGAAUUAUAACAAAUGACUGUGUUUAAGAACUGACUGACAGGACAUUAGCAUAACUUGUGACAACACUUAGGAACUGUAAACCUGUUAGCCAAAUUUUUACUGAGGACAUGCUAGCAGGACCUAUAAUUAAAGAUAACACCAAUUAGCAGAAUCUGUUAAUAAUGAUACACAUCUUAACAGAUAACCAUCUUGAAGUAUGAUUGGUCUGUUCACUCCAACUCCAUCUAGAAAAAAUAUUGGCAGUUUUCUGCAGUUUCUAAAUAUUGGGCAAUAAGUAUUCCAUAAAAUCUGAAACUUAUCUGUAUUCUAUUUAUGAUACAUGGAGAUCAUUGUAGAGAAUGAUCUUAUUGGAACCCAAAUACAUAAUUUAUUUCUUUAAAUGAUCUGCCAGUCAAAUAACAAUUUCUAUAUUUUAUUUUCUAAAGCAAAAUAAUUUUAUAUUUUAGUUGUGGCAUUUAACUUUGUACAGGUCAUCUGAAGUUUGUAAAACAUGCAUUUGCAAUAAAAUCUUAUUCCGAUCAUUAU